Molecule: messenger RNA, 795 nt
Organism: Aureobasidium subglaciale EXF-2481
Lineage: Eukaryota; Fungi; Ascomycota; Dothideomycetes; Dothideales; Saccotheciaceae
Exons: 1
Coding region: 1-795 (264 amino acids)
Source: RefSeq, a predicted model, not a curated record
AUGUACUCUGCAUCAAAUCAGGAACAACAAUCUCGGUCCUCCGGAGCUGGAGACGAGCUCUUCGUUCCGCACUCGCCGGCCGCAGUUUCCCCUGGUACGGCCGCGAGUGCUAUAUUUGAUGGCGUCGAAACCAGUCUGAACGACCUUCAACAACACAUCGAUGAGUUGAAGCAGUAUUUCCGUAAGCUCAAACGUGAUAAGCGCCACCUCAGGGCGAUACUCGUCGCCAACCAUGACUCGGCAUGGCUCGAACAACAGAUUAGGAACGCUGAAGCCAGAGACGUCUCUCCUCAAUGGGAGCCAAAGUGGCAGCUAGGCACCAACCGUCGCAGUGCUCCUCAAAUCUCACAACCAUUCAGCCAGGGCAAGAAACGACCUUCUGAAAGUGAUGCAUCUACGCCUCCGACCAAGUCAAGACGCGUUAGAGAGCCUUCUCUUCCUUCCGGUCUCGGCAGCAGCAUCCUAUCGAGACAAACCUCCUCAUCCACAACAAGCCCAGGCAUCUCCCCAUCGAGCACGCACAAACAACAAAUCAUCCUGCCUCCGAUCAUACGCUCUUCACUCUCUCGUCCGCCUCCGCAGCUCAACAACACAGGCGCACCGGCGUUUCAUCCCAACGUCCAACCCUCGGCAAAUCGACAGGGUAUGUUUUCGAAUGCCGAGGCUGGACCAGGCUCGUUCACGAGAGAGGGUACAUCGAGAACUAUUCCCAUGAUGCCUGUUCCAUCAGAGUCGAAGGCGAGACCGAAGAUCAGGGCACCUAGAACCAGGGGACAGAGUUCGAGGAGAAAGUGA